Molecule: messenger RNA, 3947 nt
Organism: Cephus cinctus (wheat stem sawfly)
Lineage: Eukaryota; Metazoa; Arthropoda; Insecta; Hymenoptera; Cephidae
Gene: Cad96Ca
Product: tyrosine kinase receptor Cad96Ca
Exons: 8
Coding region: 1451-3379 (642 amino acids)
Biological process (GO): homophilic cell-cell adhesion; multicellular organism development; cell surface receptor protein tyrosine kinase signaling pathway
Cellular component (GO): membrane; signaling receptor complex
Molecular function (GO): transmembrane receptor protein tyrosine kinase activity; ATP binding; calcium ion binding
Source: RefSeq, a predicted model, not a curated record
AAUGUCGCCUCGGGAGGUGGGGACAGAUCCGGUUAGCCCUCUUGGAAGCUGUCAGUUACGCCACAAGUUGUUGACGUCGCGUAAUAACUUCAAAAUAAUUCGUUAGUGUUCCGAAAGUUAUCGGCAAACGGUCAGUCGAUUUCAUAACCGAGCAUGCAUACACAAAUCUGGAUCUGUGAUAGAUGAAUAAAAAAUAUCGUGAAAAUUGUUAUUAGAGAAUUCUCUUAAAUACACGUAACUCCGUUGGCUACGCUAAACGUAAAAUUCCGUGUAAAUGCAAAUAGAAUAAAAAUGACUAUGAAGAAACAAGGAGCACAGUGACUAGUGCCAAAUCAGAAUUAGUCCUUUUUUUUUUUACGAGGCCUCCCCGGCUUUGCGAAUUUUGAAACAGCGUCCAAUAGGAUGUCCGAUGAAGAAUCGUGCGACCGGUGAAACGUGGUACCAACGGAAAGUGAAUGUUCUCCAAGGCUCCAACGGCAUAGCGGCCAUGAUUGCUAUGGCUGCCAUGCCAGGGAACUCAGUACCUGUCAGGUCGUUGUCGCAGGCGUAUUCCCGGUUGGGCUCCGACAAGAAGAAGAUCACGGAGUCGAUGCGUCCCUAAGCUGUAGAAUAUCAAGGGACGUUUUCGAGCCUGAGACCGCGCAGUGCUUUAAACGUGUGCACAAGAAGGAUCCCUCCCGGAGAUUCGAACGUCUCGAUCGGAUCGGCAGCUACGAUUUUCCUAGCCGACACCGCGCGACUGAGUCUCGGUGGAAAUCGACGAGGAAUUUACUAAAGGAGCAUUACGACUGGAGUGUUACGCAAACCAAAGGCGACUGCCGUUAAAACUGUCAUCGGAAGAGUUCGCGUGUGUCGAAGUGAGAGCCGAUCUGCCGAUUUGCCGAUUUCCCAAGAUAAAUAUCGACCGGAUAGUUUAAAAGUGCAAAAGAGGCCGAAAAAAUCAGGAAAUCCGUUCGACCUGCUCCUGAACGAAGUGAUUUACGGGGGUUUGAGUAGGAGCCGAAUCAGUGGUGUGAUCGAAGCAAUCGGGGAUUGCUGGUGACGGGGUGGGACGCGAAGGGGGGACGACGCCGACGGCGACGUCUCUUUCUGGCACCCGAGUGUCCCCGUGCUCGGAAUAGUAUAACGAAGACACCGGUAUGACUAAUGGAGAAGUUUAACGGAGUCGUAAGGAUUUUCAACUGAUCGUGCUCGUGUACCUUUAAAAUUGCUCGGCGUUCCGAUUUCAGAUUUGGAAAUACUUCUGAUCGGUUUAAAGUCGCGCGAACCGAAGGCGCAGCAUUCUCGCCUAAGUGACACCGGAAAAUGAUUGACAGGACAGUCGUGUAAUUUGCAGAACGCAGUCUCACGGUGCAACGGCCGAAUAUCAGUGUCAACCACUAUAGUGCAGCAUAGUGCAGCAUAGUGCAGUUUCGUGCGAUUUCCCAUAUUGCUUGGCCGAUGUAGCGCAAUGUUUGUUAUGCGGACUGUGCUCACUGUAGCAGCCUGCCUGCUCAUCUCAGGCUCUGAAGGUCAGAGGAGCGACAAUACGCCGCCGUCGGUCUGGUUGGAACGCAACUGGGUGCUUUACGACACUGAGCCAGUUGGGAACACGGUGACCAGGGUGCACGCCGAGGAUAACGAGAAGGAUCAAUUGACGUAUGGCUUGGAACCUUUGGGACACAGUUACAAUGGCGAUGACAGCCCUCAGCCCCCGUUGCCCUUCAGAAUCGAGAACACCACUGGGAUCAUCUACAUCAAUGAGACCCUCAAGGGGCGGGGAGGACAGAACCUGUUCCUGUACGUGACAGUCUCCGAUGGGCAGCUCACCUCCAAGACUGAGGUCUACGUCAACAUCAAGAACAGCUCGGCACCCAAUGGAGGACAAACUGGGUCACCCUUUCCAAGUCAGCACGGCUCCGGAGGAAGGAUUCGACCUCCCAUCUUGGGACUUCCCAAUCUACAGAAUUACCCUAGGUUGCCUAUAGCACCGCCACCUCAUCUGAGCCAGCCCCCCUCGCCCCCAGCGCCGCCCCUGUCGACUCAAUCGAGAACCAAGACGACCAGGCUGCAGCCGGCGAUGAAGUUGGAAGAGGAAACGACGAGGUCGACUAGCAAGUUAUCGGAAGAGUCUUCGGAAUUAAAUGAGGUCGCCGGCCCGCCUCUCAGUUCAAAAGUCCCGCCGAGCGAUGUGCAGGCGUCUCAGGACAUCGCGAUGACCAUCGUCCCCGUAGCCGCCGUGUGCGCCCUGGUCCUUGGAAUAGGGAUGGGCGCAUGGUCGCUCAGGCACAAAUUCUGCUCCACGCGAAAAUCAAAGGAGGAAAUGAAGGAACAGGCGUCCGUGAGCAUCUCAAAUAUAUCUGACGACCCUUCGCUGGUUUUGAAGAGAUGGCCAGGUCCAAAGGCAACGAGCAACCGGUACGAGUCCUGGGAGAAGGAGAAUCAGAUGGGAAUUCAGAACAAGUCUCAGGAAGACAGCUGGGAGUUCCCGAGACACAGGCUUAAGGUUUUCAAUAUUCUGGGCGAGGGAUGCUUUGGCCAAGUCUGGAGGUGCGAAGCCCUGGACAUCGACAACCAACCAGGAGCGACGAUCGUGGCCGUUAAGACUCUGAAGGAAAAUGCGACCGAACGCGAGAGACUUGACCUUGCGCAAGAGCUCAAGGUCAUGAAGAGUCUGGAGCCUCAUCCGAACGUCGUGAGACUCCUGGGAUGCUGCACCGAACGCGAACCAAUGUUCGUCAUCUUGGAGUACGUCAGUGGUGGAAAACUUCAGAGUUUCCUGAGGGCAUCCAGAGAAGAAAGGAAUCAUGGCGGUCCUGGUUUGACUUCCAGAGACCUCACCGGUUUCGUUUAUCAGAUCGCCAAAGGCAUGGAGUACCUUGCCUCGAAGGGAAUCAUCCACAGGGACCUGGCCGCCCGAAAUAUCUUGAUAGACGAGAACCGCGCGUGCAAGGUUGCCGAUUUUGGAUUCGCAAGGGACGUCGCGGCCAAUCAGAUUUACGAGAGGAAAUCGGAGGGUCGGCUGCCCAUUAGGUGGAUGGCACCGGAAAGUCUCUACGACAACAUCUUUUCCGUUAAAUCUGAUAUUUGGAGUUUCGGCGUUCUCAUAUGGGAGAUAGUCACUCUGGGCUCGACACCCUAUCCUGGACUCGCAGCAGCCGAGGUAAUGAGGAGAAUCAAAGAGGGUUACAGACUGGACCGACCGGAGCACUGCAAGAGGGAGCUCUACAAUAUCAUGUACUAUUGCUGGGAUAAGGAUCCUGCUUGCAGACCGUCCUUCACGGAAUUGGUCAACUUGGCGGAAGGACUCCUUCUCGAUGAAACGGACUAUAUAGAACUCGACAGGUUCCCAGAUCAUUCGUAUUAUAACGUUCUGAACCUCAGCGGGGAGAAGCUGUAAAUGAUCUUCCACUCGCUAUCUUACCAUACCUGAUUACUAAGGUUUUCAAUCAUUAUGAUAGAAGAUCCUGAAAUACUUGCGCGUGAGCUUGCAUCGUGUGAAAAUGCGUCUACGUAUGUAUGUAUGUAUGAAAAAAAAAAAUGAAAGAUUUAUAAUGACGUAACAACUCUAUUUCCAUGAUGCACAGUUCAUCCGAUUACUCAUUUAUGUUUAUACUCGAAUCAAUUGACGCUCUAAUUAUUUUGAGAAAAUCCAUACGAGACGCACGUGAACUAGUCAGAAGCGUUCGAAUGAAUUUUUCUAUUACAGAGAUCUUUAGAAAAAGAGAGAUAGAAGCAGACGAAGUUGUAGAUUUGAUUCGCGAUGCCCCUUAACAAUUAUAAAUGUAUAUUUAUAUACUUUUUUAUUAAUCGAUAACACAGCGCCGACUAUUUUAAUUGAGAUGAUAAGCAUUUAUAUGAAUUCAUCGUUACAAAGAGAUGCUCCUUGUAAAUAUGUAUUAAGUCAAUCUGUACCUAAGUUAUCUUCGAAUUACUUUAAGAAUAGGAAUAAAUAGCGAUAGAUGUUU